UUUGUUUACCUUGUGGAGGGACUCGGCCAGACGGCAGGUCAAGUCAGGCUCGCCCUUUGUGUUUUCUCAAGUUAUUUCUCGAACCAGAAGGCCAAAGGAGACUUUUUUUCCCCUUUUAUGAUAAGGGGCAUAACUGGCCGGCCUGUCAAGAGAGAACUCGAUAAACGCCUCCAAAGGAUUCCUGAUCAACCAGGCUGUGAUUCAUACAUCGGGAUGCAAGCAGCCGCGUCCAGCAGUCUAGUUGACCAGACCACCAACCAGGAAGCCUGGUCAGAGACUGGGCCGCUGAUCCUAGGAAUCACAAGCAGGCACCCGUUUAUAUCCCAGCAUCAUUAGCACCUUUAAACAAGAACAACAUAAGUUAUUUGCAUUGACGGAAGCAUCCGAGAAUGUGCAAGAAGCAGCGCGACCCCAUCAUGUGGUGUCGUCAUUAUUCAAACGAGGGUUUGCCAUACAAGACGAAUUGUCGCCGAUUGGGCUGGUUGUUACUCGAUAUGUUCUCCAUUUGAGGCGUUCGUUAUUCGAGGUGAUGUGAGAAUGACACGGAGCGGAGGGGCAGCGGUUGCCCCACGACCGCUCAACACUGUACAGUUCGAGCAUCCAUCGCACACAGGAACCUUGUUGUUUGGCCUUAAUACUUUACGUUCCAAGGGCUUAUUGCUCGAUGUGACACUCAUUGCUGGUGGCGAGGCUUUUCAGGCUCAUCGGGUUGUCCUAGCAUCUUGCAGUGAUUAUUUCCGUGCCAUGUUCACGGAUGAAAUGCGAGAACGCUGCCAAUCCGAAAUCUGUUUGAACGGUGUGAGUGCUGCUGGGUUGCAGUGCUUGCUGGAGUAUGCGUACACCAGCCGUCUCUCUCUCAACCUGGCAAACAUCCAGGAUGUUCUGGCAGCAGCGGCCCAUGUUCAGGUGCUCACCGUUGUUGAGGCUUGCUCCAAUUAUCUCCAGGCUCAGCUUGACCUGGACAACUGUGUGGAUAUUGCCACCAUUGCAGAGACAUAUUCUCUUCACAGACUGAGGAAGAGGGUAUAUGCCUUCAUGAGUUCCCACCUUCAUCAGUUCAGUAAAAUGUCAGAUUUUCAACGGCUGACGGUGGUACAGCUGUUGCAUCUUCUGUCAUGUGACUAUCCUGUGGAUUGUAGUGAAGCACAAGUGUUGUUGACUGUUGCUGGUUGGCUUCAGCACUGCCCAUCAGAUCGUGCCCGGCAUGCUCCUGCCCUCCUGCAUGCACUUAAUUUACAGGAGGUUCCUGCUUCAGUUUUGGAGCGGGCAGCAUGCCUCUCCAUACUAGAGGAACCUAUGAGAGCUGCACUACGUCGCAUGGCCCUGCCUGUUUCACCAGCACCUCCAACUGGCCUUGUUAAUUCAAGAGGGCUGGAAUUGGCAGUAGUGAAGGUAGGCGGCUUCAGUAUUGCUGGUAUAACAAAUGAGAUUACUUACUUUUUACCUUCGGUUGGUCGUUGGCGUCACUUGACCACCAUCCCGCAUGUUGAACAGUGUAAUUAUGGUACAGCAGUGCUAAAUAACCAGCUGUAUGUCAUUGGUGGCUGCUUCAAUCAGUCACUACAGGAAAAUAUUCACCCGUUUGGGUUUAGAUAUAACCCUCAACAGAAUAAGUGGAGUACCAUGGCUCCAAUGCAGCGUGAAAGAUGCAGAUUUUCCCUAAGUGUUCUUGGUGGGCAGCUGUAUGCAGUAGGAGGAGCAAGCGAAGCCAGUGACGACGGUAUUGCUGAAGAUGAAAGUCUCUGUGAAGCUUAUAACCCUGCAGCCGACACAUGGACUCCUAUUGCUGGCCUGCCUGGUACACGGGCACAACAUGCAGCCGCUGCUCUUAAUGGGUUGCUCUAUGUCAGUGGUGGGUUAGAAGGUGAUCAAGUUCUGGAUUCUUGCCACGCAUACAACCCAAGUACCGGUACGUGGGAGUCUCGUACCCCGCUCCUCACUCCGCGGGCAGAUCAUUACUGUGUUACAUACUCCAACUGCAUGUAUAUCUGUGGUGGAUGGUAUGAAGAUGAAGCCACAAACACCAGAGUCUUAGUUGACACCAUUGACUGCUACAACCCAAUCACAGAUAGCUGGUCAGUUGUAAGUCGUGUCCCCACCCCCCGUUAUCAUGCAGGAAUUGUUGUAAUAGGUUCUCAACUUUACGUAAUUGGUGGAUUUCAUUCGGAUGCUACAUUUGACCGUGCAACGGGUGUAAUAGAAUGUUAUGACUUGGAUAAUGGAGUAUGGAAUGUAGAAAAUGCAUAUCCACAAGACAUAUGGGAACACGUUUGUGUUCCUUUGUAUAUCCCACGGUGCCGAGAUGACAUGGAUGUUUUAGCUAUAUCUAAGUAAUCGAUUAUAUCAGUUGUAAAGAUGGUACCAUAGUUAUAUUUUAUUAUAUUUUAUAUAAGAUUAUAUUAUGUUUCAUAAUUGCCUUGAUGAUAUGCUUGUAUUAUGUACAAUUUCAAAUUUAAUUUGACUUGAGUGUAUAUACUGUAUGUGUGGGUGUGUGCGAGUAUGUGCAUGUCUGUGUACACGUGUACACACAAUUUUUUUUUAAGAGAGAAAUGUCAAUUCUUUGUAGUUUCUGGAAGAGAACUUUGCUCACAGUAGCCCAUCUUCAUACUGUAAUUUACAGUACAGUAUUUCAUUAUAAGCAUUUUUUAAACUUCUAGUGAUUUUUAUCACCCACUGCCCUCCCCUGAAAUUUUGUGCUCGUCUACCAGUGUCUUAAUUUAUAAAUAAUUUCUGUUAUUCUUUCCACACAUUUUUCUGUAGUUCAUAAAUGUGGCCUCUUCUGCUUGAUUUUGACUUGAAGGCCUCUUUUUUUUUUUUUUAGUGUGUAAUUAUAAUGCCUCCUCAUUUUUUCUCGUGUCUUCAAAUUUGUUUAUAAUCAGCCAAGUGCUUUAUGAACGCCUGUUAUCCAAAAAUGCCUGUUAUCCGAUUGGGGUUUGUUUGGAUAAAAAAGUUUGGAUAACUGGUGGGACAAUCAGCAGUCUGAAUAAAAAUGUGCAAUUAAGAUGGAACAAGUUUGCCCAGUGACCGUACACAGCACCACUUGAGCAGUGUUUAUAUAUUAAUGGAUGGUUCAGAAGCUUUCAACUCUGCCAUGGCAUUAGGUACAUUAGAAUAAUGUACUUGUAAUUUUCUUGGAGGGUAAAACGUAGUCUGCUGAGAUUAACUCGUCACCCUUAAUCUUCCCUUCAAACCAACACUUAACAUUAUCCACCACCACCUUUUCUUUCUAAACUUGAAGAUUAUAGUUGAUGGAGCAUUGUUAACAAGCAGCUCAGAACAUAUAUUGGCGAGUACAAACAAAACAUUGUUGAAUUUCUGCAACAAAAUUGUAAAUUUCUCUUUCCCCCCCAUUUCUCUCCCCCCCCCAGCUUUUCAGAAUGACUAAGCACUUGAACACAACAUGUUAUCCAUUCAGUCUCGGUACCGAGGGGUUCGGAUAGCACAUGGCUGACUGUAUGUCCAAAACUCUUUAAUGAUUUCUCAUACUCAUUUAGUAAUUCAUAUUUCUUAUCUCUGGGAUAAGGAGUUAUUAAAAGUGCUGCACCAUACUACAGCUGGUAGGUCAAUACAAGUCAUUUCUUUCCUCUAUUUGCUAUCUUAGAGUUUACAAAAAUUGUAGUGGACACACACUUAUCCUAAAUUUUUAUGUCAUUUUCCUGUGAUUAUGUAUCUUAUUGCUGUACGUGUACUGCCAAGAACAAUCUGUAAUCCGUAUAGGCUGUUCACAUUUCUUUUUCAUGACGUUCAUUUACUGUACAUUGAAUUCAGUGUUUGUUUUUGUUCCAUUCACUUAGUUUGUCCAAGUCUAAUGGAAGGUUAUUCAAAUUGUUUGUUCUGCUUUGCAAAACCUUUUUUUUCCUCGCCUGUGAACAUGUUCCGCUCAUAAUUGCAGCCAAAAGUGAUAAUGUACUUGUUUGACACUAACAGAGUUUUCUCUGUACAAGCCAUUUUUUCUCUUAUCACUGUUCUAAUUUUUGCAUUCCAUAUACAAUAUCUCAUCACUUUAGUAAUAUGCUCUAAAUGCUUCCUAGAUUUGCUUAGUUUCCAAAUUAAGUGUUGUUUGAGGAACUUUUUUUUUCAGAAGCCUUAUUAAACUAAAAUUACUGUAAAUGCAAUCCUCUUGGGUAAUAUUAGCGACUCUCUUGUAGAAACUACUGAUUUGAUAUGCAGGAUUUUUUUUAUCUGAAGUAAAGUUCUUUACUAGUAAGCUCCUCUUCAAAUCUUGUAUUAACCUCCUCCUAUUGACUUCAAAAACCUUCCAACUACAAUUGUUAAUAAAACAGGUCUGUUGAUUGCUUGUGUGUGUGUGUGUUUUUAUUUGUGUAAGACAGAAAGAUGACGACAGAUACACACAUGAUGAAAUGAUCAUAUGCUUUCUGGGCACAACUCAUCCGAGAUUCUCUCUCUCAUUUUUGUGCAAAGUGUAAGUGAUAAAGCAUUAUAGUAUGUAAUAGAAAGGCAGUGAGUGGAGCUAAGGUACAGAGUGUAGAUAAUGCAGUCCGAGCGUGUUAGAAGACUAUAACACCAAUGGCAGGCUGGCUGCUUAUGGAAAAAGCCUGGAAAUUUCAUGUUGGUGAACAUUCCUGAGUAGUUUUUAUACUGAUGGAUGGUUCAGAAGCUUCAGAAAGUGCCAUGGUAUUACUGUAGGUACAGUAUAUUAGAAUACCUGGCAAAAACAGUUAGCUGAUGCUACUGGUGCAAAAUUGAUUUGUGUAAAUUUGUAGAGGAGGUGCAGAAUUAGAAUUAUUGCCUGAGCAAAUUAAUAAUGCUGACAAAGUUUGUUCUGGCAUAUGUUAAAUAUAUAAUAUGGCUCAUGAAGGUGAAAGUGAUCUUUCUGGUGAGUUAUGAGGAGAAUAAACCGACUAUCUCUGUUGUGCUAUUUAAAAGAAGCUGGCAUACACUAAUGUAAAUUGCUUGUAAAUGGGAUUAACAAAAUCCAUUUCAAAGGGACACUGUGUGCAUCUCUUGUUAUUUAUAUGACCUAAUAAAGUGGAUGGCUGUUCAGAGUGAUUCUACCUGAAUGGUAUAAUAAGAACUUUGUUCCCUUGGUGAAGGAACAUCCCAAAAGUGCUGACCUCCCAGAUAACAGCAAAGUUGUGUUGCUUCUAGAUACUCUUAAUAGCACAACACACUCGCUACAGGAUGAACUCGUAUAUGGCAUUGGUUUCUGGGGCUAGUAAGGAGUCCGUGUUGGGGCAAGGUGUCCUUCAGCCAUUCCUGGGCUCUGGUUCCCUUUGUGUUUUUUUCCCCUUCAGGAUGAGAUCUUCCCUAUCCUCUGUUGUUGUUUCAAAUUUAUUCCUCCUUCCUCCUUAUUCCUUUAUUCCUCCUUGGGUACAUUUCCAAGUUUUGUUAGAAUCUUCAAAUGCAUAUUAUUUCAAAAGAUUUCUGCUGUCCCACCUUCCAUUGUGUUCUGCUCAGCUGGAUCUGUUUUCAUUUCUUCUGAGAGAUCAGCACUUCACUUUCUUGUUGGACCUGGCUUCUUUUUAAGUGUGGGUUGGCUUUGGCCAUUUGGUUGUGAUUAUGCAGUGCCUGAUUCAUCCUGGCUUACAGACAACCCAUUACUUACUUCAUAGCACAUGGCCUGGCUUAUCUGUACCCGGACACUUAAGGCUUGCCUGUUUCGUCCAGUCCUGCCCACGGAUGUGGCCAUAUGGUAGCUCUUUGUAUGGUUGCUUUUGCUUCUGGAGUCCCAGCUGCACAGAUUUAAAGGUCUCCUGUUCAUUCAGUUUCUGGGAUGGGAUUGAGCUGUUCUCUACCCUAGGAGCCGGUCGGCUGAGCGGACAGCACGCUGGACUGUGAUCCUGUGGUCUUGGGUUCGAUCUCGGGCGCCGGCGAGAAACAAUGGGCAGAGUUUCUUUCACCCUAUGCCCCUGUUACCUAGCAGUA
Molecule: messenger RNA, 5886 nt
Organism: Procambarus clarkii (red swamp crayfish)
Lineage: Eukaryota; Metazoa; Arthropoda; Malacostraca; Decapoda; Cambaridae
Source: RefSeq, a predicted model, not a curated record